Paraphaeosphaeria sporulosa is the source of this 987-nucleotide messenger RNA. RefSeq names its product ER to Golgi transport protein Yif1. Bases 1 to 987 code for a protein of 328 amino acids. NCBI's taxonomy places the organism in Eukaryota, Fungi, Ascomycota, Dothideomycetes, Pleosporales, Didymosphaeriaceae. The transcript has 2 exons. Gene Ontology annotation, cellular component: endoplasmic reticulum-Golgi intermediate compartment; endoplasmic reticulum membrane; COPII-coated ER to Golgi transport vesicle. Gene Ontology annotation, biological process: endoplasmic reticulum to Golgi vesicle-mediated transport. The record is from RefSeq and is a predicted model, not a curated record.
AUGUACCAGAACCCGCCGCCCGCGCACUCGCCGCCGCUCCACCACCCCGUCCCCCAGCACGUCUCGACCGUCCCGCAGCUGCGCUCCCCGCCGCCUCCCCAGCCGCCCUCGCAGCCCCAGAGCGGCUAUGGCUACGGCCAGCAGCACGCCAUGCCCGCCCAGCAGGGCGCCUACGGCGGCAACAUCCCGCCCGCGUUCGGCGGCUUCAUCAACGACCCCACGGCCCAGCUGGGCUUCCAGAUGGGCAAGAGCGCCAUGAACGCGGGCCAGGAAUACGUCGAGCAGAACUUCGGCCGCUUCAUCAGCGUCUCCGCCCUCAAGCACUACUUCAACGUCUCCAACACGUACGUCGCCAACAAGCUCUGGAUCGUCCUCUUCCCCUGGCGCCACCGCCCCUGGUCGCGCCAGCAGCGCAUGGCCAACAACCCCUCCGACGUCUUCUACCUGCCGCCCCGCGAGGACAUCAAUUCGCCCGACAUGUACAUCCCCAUGAUGGCCCUGGUGACCUACAUCCUCCUGUCCACGCUCCUCGCCGGCCUCCGUGGCGCCUUCAAACCCGAGCUCCUCGGCUACACCACCACCCAGGCCAUCUCCGUCAUGCUCCUCGAGAUUCUCAUCAUCAAGCUCGGCACCUUCCUGCUCAACAUCAGCAGCUCCUCCCAGCUGCUCGACCUCGUCGCCUACAGCGGGUACAAGUUCGUCGGCGUCAUCGUCAGUCUCCUGCUCACCAGCCUGUUCAGCCAGCUCAACUUCGGCGGCGCCUGGAUCUCCUGGGUCGUCUUUGUCUACUGCUUCAACGCGAAUGCUUUCUUUCUGCUGCGUAGUCUGCGCUACGUACUGCUUCCUGAGUCGAACCCGCAGGGCGUCGGGGGCGGCGCCGCCGGGUACACCAGCUCGCGGAGCCAGAAGAGCGCGAGGACGCAGUUCUUGUUUGUGUACAGCUAUGUCAUUCAGCUGGGUUUCAUGUUGUGGUUGAGCAAGGUUUGA